This is a messenger RNA of Orbilia oligospora ATCC 24927, 963 nucleotides long. RefSeq lists its product as uncharacterized. The record is from RefSeq and is a predicted model, not a curated record. The transcript is spliced from 6 exons. NCBI's taxonomy places the organism in Eukaryota, Fungi, Ascomycota, Orbiliomycetes, Orbiliales, Orbiliaceae. Bases 1 to 963 code for a protein of 320 amino acids.
AUGAGCGGCGAAAAGUACGACGACUACAAUUUCCCACACACCCAUCCGGAGGGUGAUGUACCGGAGGGACAUCCUGGUAAUGUCACCGAGAUCCAGGGUGCUCAGGUUCACCAGCUGAGAGCAAAGCUCGAGGCUCAGGGAUACACCACAAGGCUCGACACAAAUACCCUAUUGCGAUACCUACGAGCUAGAAAAUUCGAUGUGAACCUGGCGGAGGCGAUGUACAUAAAAGCCGAGACCUGGAGAAAAGAUAACGACAUCUGGGCGAAGGGAACGACUCUUGACGAGAUCGUUGCCACCUGGGACUAUCCAGAGAAGCCAAAAAUAUUUGAACACUAUCCACAAUACUACCACAAGACCGACAAAGAUGGACGGCCAGUUUAUAUUGAACAGCUCGGAAAGAUCAAUUUGACCGCAAUGGGAAAGAUCACCUCCCAAGAACGCAUGUUGACCAAUCUCGCCGUUGAGUAUGAAAGGGUUGCGGAUCCCCGUUUACCCGCCUGCUCUAGAAAGGUCGGCAGGCUGUUGGAAACCUGCUGCACGAUUAUGGACUUGAAGGGUGUUGGUGUAACAACUAUUCCAUCCGCGUACGGUUAUCUGAAGAAGGCAUCCGCAAUUUCUCAGGACUGCUAUCCUGAAAGAUUGGGAAAGCUCUAUAUUAUAAACGCUCCAUGGGGCUUCUCCACCGUUUGGAGCAUCAUCAGCGGCUGGCUUGAUCCUGUCACCGUGAAAAAAAUUAAGGUACUCGGUUCGGGUUACGCGCCUACCCUCCUUGAGCAAAUACCAGCUGAAAAUCUACCUGUUGAAUUCGGUGGAAGUUGCAAAUGCGAAGGUGGUUGUCCAUUGAGUGACGCUGGGCCGUGGAAUGAUUCUGAAUACCUGGGGCCAUUUUUCAAGUCGGGUGCUAAUGCCUCAGGUAUCAAGCCUGCAGCUGUAGCACCCGCUCCAGAGGCUACCGCUUAG